Grus americana (Whooping crane) is the source of this 4861-nucleotide messenger RNA. RefSeq names its product chondroitin sulfate N-acetylgalactosaminyltransferase 1 (gene CSGALNACT1). Gene Ontology annotation, molecular function: glucuronosyl-N-acetylgalactosaminyl-proteoglycan 4-beta-N-acetylgalactosaminyltransferase activity. The record is from RefSeq and is a predicted model, not a curated record. The transcript is spliced from 14 exons. Bases 675 to 2267 code for a protein of 530 amino acids. Lineage: Eukaryota; Metazoa; Chordata; Aves; Gruiformes; Gruidae. Gene Ontology annotation, cellular component: Golgi cisterna membrane.
GUUCAAGUCCACCAUCUAGCUUGGUACAGGGGAUUCUACCUGUACCAAGGGAUUCCUGGCAAGGAGAAGAAGAGAGAAUCUCCAGAAACAAAUUUCCUGUAUCUCUACACCCCAUCAAGAAUCUGGAUUCUGGAGGCCAGCUUUUAUAGCGCAUCCAUAGGAAGCGUCUCCACUACAGCCUUUCACCACACAGGAGACAGACUGAAGAUGUAGGCAGCUGGCAAAUGUGAAAGCAAUGAAGAGGUGUUCCGAGGUUGACAGUGCUUUUUAUAGUACGCGCGUUUUCUGGGAAAGGCAUAAGAAGGGAGAUAAACAGGAGAUGAUUGUGGCAAGCUGAGAAGUAGCUGUAGCAGACCAAGAUGUUCCAAAGAGAUCACAGCAAUAAGAUCCUCAGGCUCCAUCAGCCACCAGCUGAUCACAUUGCAGCAGCGUAGGUGUUGCCAUGAGGAUCAGGAGAUGUCCUGUCUGCUUCGCAGCUUGUCUUUUGGUCCUGCUGGGUAAACACCAGAGAGAGCCCAAUAUAGAGGCAGAGCACCCAUUUUAAGAGAGCUGACAAGCCAGUUCCUGCACAUACAUGCAUCUGUGUAAGAGUCCUCCAAGUCCAGGGGCCUCAGUGGCACUGUAUGGAUGUAAGAACUGUUGCCUGUGUGGGGUUAGACUCUGCUUUUUGAGAAAUGAUGCUCCGACGAGGAUUUAUUCUAUUUCUCCCCCGACUUGUAGGCCUGCUGGUGGUGGCCUGUUGCUCGGUGUCUAUUGUUUAUAUGUUGGCUUGCACACCCAAGGGUGACAACCAGCAGCUUGCCUUGCCCAGGGUGCACAGUCUGACUGUGAAGGAGGGAUAUGAAGCCAUUCUGCAAGAACGAGAAGAGCAACACCGCAACUACAUCAUCAGCUUGAAGAAACAAAUUGCCCAGCUGAAGGCUGAGCUCCAGGGCAGGAGCGAGCAGCUUAAGAACAUGCAGGACCAGUACCCAGACCCCUUGGACAUUCAGCUUGACCACAGUAACCCAGAGAAGGCCCAGGCUAACCUGCUGGCUUUCCUCCAUUCCCAAAUAGACAAAGCAGAGGUGCACAGCGGUGUUAAGCUGUCCACGGAGUAUGCGGCCGUGCCCUUUGAGAGCUUUACCCUGCAGAAAGUGUACCAACUGGAGACAGGGCUGACGCGCCACCCAGAAGAGAAACCUGUAAGGAAGGAUAAGCGAGAUGAGUUGAUAGAGGUGAUUGAGUUAGCUAUUGGGAGUUUGAACAAUCCAGAGGGGGCCGGCAAUGCCAAACACCGUGUAUACACAGCCUCCGACUUCGUUGAAGGGAUCUACCGCACAGAAAAAGACAAAGGCACAUUGUAUGAGCUGACUUUCAAAGGAGACACAAAACAUCAGUUCAAGAAGAUUGUUUUAUUCCGGCCAUUCGGUCCUGUAAUGAAAGUGAAAAAUGAAAAUGUCAAUAUGGCUGACACACUUAUUAAUGUCAUUGUGCCACUGGCCAAGAGAGCCAGCAAAUUUCGGCAAUUCAUGCAGAAUUUCAGGGAAAUGGGCAUUCAGCAGGAUGGGAGAAUUCACCUCACUGUAGUUUACUUUGGAAAAGAACAAAUGAACGAAGUCAAAUCGAUACUUGAAAAUACCUCCAAGUCAGCCAACUUCAAGAACUUCACGUUCAUCCAGUUGAAUGAAGAAUUUUCCAGGGGCAAAGGAUUAGAUGUUGGUGCUCGAUUUUGGAAAGGAAACAAUGUUGUUCUCUUUUUUUGCGACGUGGACAUAUACUUCACAGCUGAAUUCCUGAACUCCUGUAGACUGAACACACAGCCAGGGAAGAAGGUGUUUUAUCCUGUUCUCUUCAGCCAGUAUAAUCCCAGUAUAAUUUAUGGCCACCAUGAUUCCAUCCCAUCUUUAGAACAGCAGCUGAUUAUUAAAAAAGAAACUGGAUUUUGGAGAGACUUUGGAUUUGGGAUGACUUGCCAGUACAGAUCUGAUUUUAUCAACAUAGGUGGCUUUGAUCUGGACAUUAAAGGCUGGGGUGGUGAAGAUGUACAUCUGUACCGCAAAUACCUUCACAGCAACCUCAUCGUGAUCCGAACACCUGUCAGGGGUCUCUUCCACCUGUGGCAUGAAAAGCAAUGUCCAGAUGAGCUGACCCCAGAGCAAUACAAAAUGUGCAUGCAGUCCAAGGCCAUGAACGAGGCUUCUCAUAGCCAGCUCGGGAUGCUUGUUUUCAAGCAAGAGAUUGAGACACAUCUGCACAGACAGAAAGUGAGCAGUAAGAAGACAUGAAGCCAGAAAGGGAGGCAAAAAGCCUCUGAAUUGGACUACAGGGUGUUUUGGAAAAGAGUUUCUAACAAAAAAGACAGUAUGAGUCUGAAAGAGGAUGGAGAUUCCAGCGGGAUGGCAGCAAAAGAAGAUGAGAGAAAGUGCUUGGCCUCCUUUCUUCUGUUUUGUUUUGGUUUUGUUUUUUUUUUUUUUGUAAUAAGGAUUUUAAGCACUCCUUUAGCCUGACUGUUCAGCACUUGCUUCUGGGGGAGACUUGAACACUUGGUGAGAUUUAAGGUCACAGAGACAAUGAACAUUACAUAAAUGCCAGUGUGGUAUUCACAAGAACAAAUGGAUGUGCUCUUCCGCUGAAAUGUUUAUAAUGUGUACAGUUAUUUAAAGGAUUGACCCUUUGGUUGGCCAAUAAUAAUGAGUUAUUGCCUAUAUCUAACCUGACAUAUCUGAAAAGGGUUAUUUUUGAAUAAGUACAGAGCUCCUGCUCUGAGAAGCACAUCUGAUUGUUAACGAUGGUUAAGCUGGAGUGACCAAAAAUCUUUUUCCCUUCAGGGGCUGGGGUGGGGGGACAGCAGCAGUGCACUAACAGGGUAUUUCUGGUUCAUUCAGAGACAAGAGGCAUCUCAGAAAGUGCUUUCUAAAAUUCCAAAAGAGAAAGCCCUACCGGUCAAGUAUGAUGUUUCAAAAAUGCUGGAGGGUAGCGUUUGUUGUCUUCUGUGGACAGUGAACCAAAAGCAAUGAGCCAUGUCUGUAUUACAUGAAUCAGAUGGUAUAUUUCUACUUUAGAAUACUCCUUACUAGGAAAUGGUACAGCCUUCCAACACUUGGAAAAUGCUCUGCAGAUCUGUGUUUCCUGUGGAUGAGAACUGGGUUCAGAUAAGUGAAGUGAUUUUUCUACACAACCUGGGUGCUGGAAGGCAGAAACUUUACAAUGCUGAAGAAAAGGAAAUACCUAUCAACUUGCAGUACUGAUUUAGCAGGAGGCUUUAAACUCUGAAUGUCAGAUACCAAAAUUGAUGAACACUUUCUGACUUUAUACCAAAGUAUUCCUUCUAAACCAAAUCUACAAUCUUGCCGAGGGCAUAGCAAGCUUUUUGUAAUUAACAAAAUAAAUUUUUGUGAUGGAUUACUGGGCCCUGCAAAUUAUCUUCUGAUAAUUAUAGGUGCAUCCUAAAAAUUAGUCUCCUUCUUAAUAGAUUUUUUUCAAUAGCCCAAAACUGUUGAAAGCAUGAGUUACUGCUCUUAUAAAGCAUUUUCUUUUAAUGCUGACUGCUGUUUAUCAUUUUAAUAUAUACUAGUCAACAAAAACUGCGUGAGCUUGGAAAUCCCAUUUGUUUACCUAAAAACUGUUUCUCCGAGUGGUCUCUUUGUUUUAUAGCUUCAGAUUAAUUCAAGGCAGUCUGAAACCAGAUUCUAAUUUGGUUUUUGGCUUGUAAAAGCUGGGGGAAGAAAUAUGCAAGAUGGCACUGAACAAUGAAUAAAACGCUGUUUGUCAUGCCACUGUGUAGUAGGAAGAGUGCUUAUUGCAUGCAGAAUCUGCAGAGACCAUGCUACUAGAUGCUGUUCCUCCUGCCAGGAAUAAUACUGUCUUUGUAGUUCCUGUUUCUUGGCUGCAGAAGCCAGUUUGGCAAGAGGUGAGAUUGAAUCAAUGAUGGAGAGAGCCAGCCCACAGUCAUUGGCCACCUCAGUGAUGUGCAGGAGAAUCUAAUCACAGCAGAAGUCUGGCAGGGCUCUCUUAAAGGUGGAGACUGCACUGAUAUGAGAGGUGAAGAACAACAUGAGAACAGGAAGCUGCUGUUAGCUACGUUUCUAGAAGCUAAGGGGAGCUGUAACAGGUCUUUCAGACCACUUAGAAAAAGGUGGAAUCCAAAGAGAGCAGCCAACAGAACCAUAGCUUUUGCCAGGCAGCUCUCUACCUUCCUUGUCCCAGAAACAGCUUGUGAUCUUUCUCAGAAUGGCAACUGACUGGAUCUCAGUUGGGGUGGGAAGACAGAUCACCCUGUGUAGACGGGGAGGCCGUAUGGGGACUCCUUGCUUUAAUUUUUGACGAUUGUUGCAUGCUCUGGCUAAAGGCAUACAGGCAUGGGGCAAAACAAAUUUCCAUAUCCUUCCAGGUGUCAUGAAUUCCAGCAAGCAAUUUUCAAAUGUGAUUAUUCCUGUAAUCCUUGCACAGCAUCCCUUGAAGAAAGAACGAUUCUACAGAGAAGCUCCCCAAGACAAGCCAGCGCCCUUGAUUCCUGACCACUGCAAGUCAUCCUUGCUCCACAGACUUUCAGGUACAUUUUGUAUUCCCAUGAAGAUCUGUCUCACCUAGGACUCCUGGUUGUGGAUGUACAGACCGUGUUACAGAAGAGUCAGUCCCUCUGAAAUGCAAGAGAGAGAGAACAUAGUCACUGCUCUCUGAGCAUCUUGCAAGGAAGCUGCACAUGAGCAGAGAGCACUGCUGCAAUGAAGCAAUGUGUAUGCAGGCAGCUAUCACAUCUCCAAAUCAGAUGGCCGCAUAUGAUUUAUCUGAAGGAUGCUCGCCCAUCACCCAGACCCAGACGUCGUUGUCAGCGCCGAGCUUCCAUGUCACUGACUUCCCGUUGGCUGGAAAAGAAGCA